AUGGCACGUCGCAAAGCGAAAGCACCUCCAAAGGCAAAAUCAAUGACUAGAAAGCAGUCCCACACCUCAUACGGGGGCUUAGAGGCGGACCAGUUGGGCCUACGCGAGAAAACACCACCACCAUUAGAUGUAUCCUCCCCCGAAACCGAUUUAGGCGACGGUUGGGGAAUACCCAAAAAAAGAAAAAGAGAUUACAACCCGGAUGACGGCGACAAUGAAACUAUUACGGAGCUGGAUGACAAGAUAAUGAUGGAUCCGAAGGAGUAUAUCAACAGGCUGGAGAAAAAAGUCGAAGAGCAAAAGGAGCUUAUCAUACUCUUGGAUAGACAAGUGGGGGAUCUCUUGUAUAAUAAUGCCAACACGCUAAGAGACGCCUGUUGGAUAUACUGGUGCCACCACAGGGCACUCAACUAUAGUAACAAGGGCAUUGGGAAGUGGAAGGAUGUUCCAAGUGAGACAAAAAAGGUAACCAUCGCCAGACUGAAGGGAUGGGUUGUUCAGGGGGACUUCGAUGAGAUCGUAUCACGAAUGCCUCCUAACUUUCGGGAGAACGCCCUGUUAUGGUUUGCUCAAAUGCUCAUAACCAAAGAAUGCCUCGAACUGUUCUUCGGAGACAGCCCAUUUUGGUAUAUGAAAGGGGCAGUUGGGGAUGAUAGUGACGAGACUGGUGUACGAGCCUUUUCCUCGCUCCCUGAAAUACAUGACACCAAGGUCAGUCUCUCGCACUCAGAAUACCUUUUUACCUGCUGCAGGUCGGAUUAA
This is a messenger RNA of Penicillium cosmopolitanum, 762 nucleotides long. RefSeq lists its product as uncharacterized. The transcript is spliced from 3 exons. The coding region runs from base 1 to 762 and encodes 253 amino acids. Lineage: Eukaryota; Fungi; Ascomycota; Eurotiomycetes; Eurotiales; Aspergillaceae. The record is from RefSeq and is a predicted model, not a curated record.